AUGAUUAAGCUUAGCGAGGAAUGCUCUACUAUAGUCUUGAAAAAAUGGCCCCCUAAGCUUAAGGAUUCAGGAAGUUGGGUCUACAAGAACCCCAACCGACUAACAUUUCUCUACAGCUUGCUUACAGAUAUGGAGGAUGUGUUAGUAAAAGUGGAUAAGUUUAUUUUUCCUGCACACUUUGUUGUUUUAGAUAUGGAGGAAGAUAAGGAAGUAUCAAUUAUAUUGGGUAGACCCUUCUUGGCCACCGGAAAAAAUUCGAUUGAUGUUCAACAAGGAAAAUUAACUUUGAGGCUUGGUGAUGAAGAGAUUGAAUUUAAAGUGUUUCAUUAUUUUAAAAACCCAUCUUCAUUUGCUUCUUAUAGCUUCAUUAAGGCUAAUGAUAUUAAUGAUAAGGUUAAACAUGACAAUUUUGAGAAUUUCAGGAUGCACGACCGUUUGGAAAAACAUCUUAUUUUGCACGACCCUAACAUAAUUGUGGGUGAUGAAAUUAUAAUUUUACCAUCUCCUGAAACUCAUUCACCACAUAGGAAAUAG
Messenger RNA from Cicer arietinum (chickpea), 534 nucleotides. The record is from RefSeq and is a predicted model, not a curated record. NCBI's taxonomy places the organism in Eukaryota, Viridiplantae, Streptophyta, Magnoliopsida, Fabales, Fabaceae.